This is a messenger RNA of Sus scrofa (pig), 2370 nucleotides long. It is a transcript of the gene MRPS16, whose product is annotated as mitochondrial ribosomal protein S16. Gene Ontology annotation, molecular function: structural constituent of ribosome. Gene Ontology annotation, cellular component: ribosome; mitochondrial small ribosomal subunit. Gene Ontology annotation, biological process: mitochondrial translation. The record is from RefSeq and is a predicted model, not a curated record. NCBI's taxonomy places the organism in Eukaryota, Metazoa, Chordata, Mammalia, Artiodactyla, Suidae.
AAUGGGCCAUUCGCUUCCGGCACCGGGGAGCCAGGCUGGGGUCGCUGAGGGGUGAGGUCGGGGCUUCGGGGGCAUUGACCUUUCCUGUCUGUCCGCCGUGCAGUCCUUGACCGUAGAGCCGAUCGGCCGGAACUGGCGCACAGGCCCCGGCGCCCUCUGGCUGCGCCAUGGUCCAGCUCACUACUGUUCUGUGCAGGGCCUACCGUGGAGGCCAUUUAACCAUCCGCCUUGCCCUGGGUGGCUGUACCAACCGGCCUUUCUACCGCAUCGUGGCUGCUCACAGCAAGUGUCCCAGGGAUGGCCGUUUUGUAGAGCAGCUGGGCUCCUAUGAUCCGCUGCCCAACAGUCAUGGAGAGAAACUCGUAGCUCUCAACUUCGACCGGAUCAGACAUUGGAUUGGCUGUGGGGCCCACCUCUCUAAGCCUGUGGAAAAGCUCCUGGGUCUUUCUGGCUUUUACCCUCUGCAUCCCAUGAUGAUCACAAAUGCUGAGAGACUGCGACGGAAACGGGCACGAGAAGUCCUCUUAGCGUCUCAGAAAACAGAUACAGAGGCUACAGAAACAAAAGCGAGCUGACUUAAAUGAGUGUAGCAGUGGAAAUAAGUUUAAGUCCAAUUAAAACAUUUGUGCAGAACUCUUAGUUUUAUUAGACUUAGAGGUUAAUAAAUGUAGUUUUUAAAGUCACCCAUGCUUUUCUGGCCUGAACAGGGCUCAGGGAAGGUUUGUUCUUGAUUGACGUAAAGCUGGUAUAGGUACUAAUUAGCUUUUUCAGCCUUCAUCUGGGGAAAAUAGUGGUUGUGGGGUGGGUUGGAUUCUGCCUCUAUUGGACAACUUUUUAGCCUGCUGCCUUCCAAGACUUCCCUGUUUCAAAGCUGCCAACCAGAAUGUUCAUGGCCUAUCCAAGUAAUUCUUCCUGUAAUCAUUUGCGAUCAUCCCACCAACUCAAGAACACAGUUACUUCCAAGGUAGGUUUGUUAUGAGCUUUUAGGCUACUUUUUAAGAAUGAAUAGCUGAAAGAAAGAUAAUGUUGUAAAGUACCUACAUACAUUCUAGGCCUUUUCCAUGCAAGAUUAUUUUUGAGAAUUACAAGGUAUCAUGAAGUUAGGUAGGGUUAUCUCCAAUUUAUAGGUGGGGAAGCUGAGGUUUGGAAGAAGGCCACAUAGUUUUAAUAAUGGGCAGAGCUAAGAGUCAACCCUCAGUGUGCCUACCUGGAGUCCUUUUCCAACAUGUUAUAUUGUCAGUGGUGGAGGAAUUGAGCAAAAAUGAGGGGCUUUACAAAAGUCCACUUAAAAAGUCAGUGAUAGAAUCAGGUUUAGGUAUCAUGAUUUGGUAAUGUAAAUGACUAGUUGUGCCAAAAACAAAAAAAAAAGAAAACAAACCCCAAAUACAUUAUCUGUUCCACCAGAACUGUAGCAAGGAUUAUAUUCUGUGUAAGAUUAAAAUAUAGAAGAUUUAUAGAGGAGAUUCUCAAGCUCUAUCAGUGUACCGACUUAUUUUAUUCUCUGGGCUUUAUAUUCUGUGAAUAGUUAUCAGCCACCUCAAAAUCUGGGGGUCACAAAUUCUGCCAGGGUUGUCACUGUUUGGCCUCCACUUGCUUUGAGGAGACUUUGAAGGCAGGACAGGCAGAGAGGAACUGACUUUAGUUGGGUUGUAUCUUGGAUCUAGGAAAGAGAAAUGUUUUGGAAACCACAGAAGUCUGGAAGUUAGAUAAUAAUCUACCCUGGUUUGAGGUCUUCAGAGAAACUUCAAUUGGUAGAGCAGAGGCAAAUGUGAUUCUGGAAAGUAUUGAUCAGUUAGGGGAACUGAUGUGAAAUGGGUAUUACUUUGAGCUACUGAGUUUCUGCCAACUCGACUACUGUUGUCUGUCUUUUUUAAAAGAUUCGUAUAUAUACAACUUCCUGUGUGGGCUCAUCCUCUCCCUGAUUUCCAAAGUUUUCUCUAACCCUGGCCUUGCUUUGGAUUUCCAGGCCCAGAUUUUUCACCAUGUUUUAAAUGAUUGCAUCAGCCUAUCUUGCUACUACCUCAAAUCCAACAUGCUUUAGAAAACCUUUGCUUCUGAAGUUGACCUUUUUUUUUUUUUUCUUUUUUUUUUUUUUUGCGGGGAUGGGAGGGGGACGUGCCUGCAGCAUAUGGAAUUACCAAGCCAGAGAAAGAACCCGGACCAGAGCAGUGACAUGAGCUGCUGCAGUGACAAGGCUGGAUCCUUAACCUGCUGCACCACAAGAGAACUCCCCCAAAGCUUGUGUUUUUAUUAAGAUGAUUGUUGGAUUAUAUUAUCUCCACCAAAGUGGAGGAGCUGUUAAGGUGAAUAGGAAUGAUUCUGUAAUAAAUGUCAAAUCUAGACUCUCAGAUUAAAAAAGUUUUUAAAAGA